This is a messenger RNA of Mercenaria mercenaria, 414 nucleotides long. RefSeq lists its product as uncharacterized. The record is from RefSeq and is a predicted model, not a curated record. The transcript is spliced from 3 exons. NCBI's taxonomy places the organism in Eukaryota, Metazoa, Mollusca, Bivalvia, Venerida, Veneridae. Bases 55 to 390 code for a protein of 111 amino acids.
GUGACAUACAAAGAUAAAUGAAUUGCGCAGUUAUUACGUAGUCCGACAGGAGAAAUGACUGAAUAUUACGGACCUAUCGCAGUUGUUCUGGAUGAAGAUAUCAAGCGUGCUUCAAAAAAAAUUGUAGAAAGUAGAGAGGAGGAUGAUGUCAGACCGCCCGGAGUGUUUGGGUCAGCCCUCAAUUACUGGCAGAGACCGAUCACCGAUUUUGGCGAUAGAGAUCACCAAUGGCUAGCCAGUCUAAAGGCGUCACCCUAUAUAGGUGAAAUAGACUUUGGACGUAAGGAAUGGGCCCGAUCUCGUGAUGCUGUCGAUGCUGUCAUGGAGUUGCUACAAAUAGAAAUGCGAGCCAAGGCUGCAACAGAUUAUGAGCAUCUUAGAAUCGAUUAAUACAUUCGUCAAGGCAGAUCACGA